Aureobasidium melanogenum CBS 110374 is the source of this 2520-nucleotide messenger RNA. Its product is annotated as Sec34-domain-containing protein. The coding region runs from base 1 to 2520 and encodes 839 amino acids. Gene Ontology annotation, cellular component: membrane; COG complex; cis-Golgi network. The transcript is spliced from 4 exons. The record is from RefSeq and is a predicted model, not a curated record. Gene Ontology annotation, biological process: cytoplasm to vacuole targeting by the Cvt pathway; Golgi organization; autophagy. Lineage: Eukaryota; Fungi; Ascomycota; Dothideomycetes; Dothideales; Saccotheciaceae.
AUGAUGGACAGCGACUGGUACUCGUCGUUUGUGCCCUCCGCCCCGGCCUCGUCUGAGAAGACGCCGGGCCAUCGGCGGCGAGCUUCCCUCUUGCAACAGCCCCAUGAAGCGACCCAGGCUGAUGAUCCUUCAGACCAACUGCCCAUUCUCUCCGAAGAAGACGACAAUCCCUUGAUCAAGGGUCCCCCACAAGCGACACUUGUCAAAAGAGCUCUCUCGUAUACCCACCUCCGCCCUGCUGAUCGACUCUCGCAUACUACCCCUCCCUCUACGCCGACGCGCAAGAACAGCCUGUCUUCAGCCCCCAAGCCCAAUCAUGUCUUGCGGUCCAACCUCGACUUCGCGACUUGGUACGAUGCUCUCGAGGACGACCUCCUGGAUGCCAGCCACAGUGACUACGAGCUAUACUACCAUCAGCUGAACAUGUCACAACAUCACCUCGACUCGCUAGCUCAGAGUACCAAUGACGCGCUGGCCAUCUUAUCCUCUCUAUCCGACUCCUUCAAGGCUGUGGACGAGCAAACGACUGCCUUCCACGCUCAAUGCGAGUCCCUCAUAACUGAGCAACGUCGCAUUACUGACCUGGCCGACAACAUGAAUCACAACCUCCAAUACUACGCCUAUCUCGAGCCCAUGACCCGCAGGCUUAAUGCUCCUGGUGCUGCCAACCUCGUCCGUGCAGAUGAAUUUCCCGACAUGCUCAAGAACCUUGACCAAUGCCUGGACUACACGCAAGCUCAUCCUACCCACCGCGAAGCCCCUACUUACCGUUCACGCUACCGUCUCUUGCUGACCCGAGCCCUGACACUUAUCCGAGUACAUUUCACAAAUUCUCUACGAGCACUGGCCGCAGAUGCAUCACAACGAAUUGCUGACCGCCAGCUCAACGAUACUACCCAAACUGCUCUACUCUACGCAAAGUUUCGUGUCAGUGCUCCUGAACUAAAACAACUCGGCCUAGAGAUACAAAAGCGUGCUGUGCUGCCUUCAGGUGCCGACCAAGGAGGUGAGGCUGAGUAUCAAAGUCUGAUGAACGAGUUAUAUCAGAGUUACUCAGCCACCCGGGGCCGCCUAAUGUUCCCUAUCAUAUCUCGCAAGCUCACCGAGAUGGCUGCAGUCGAUAAUGCGGUUGGCGAUACAGUCAACUUCGCCAAAACCGCCAUCGGCUUCGUAAGAGGUAUAUGUCUUGAUGAGUACGAUCUCUGGGGUGACUGGUUUUCUGGAGAUGGAGGCGUAUACGAGUUCUUGGAGGCCAUGUGUGAGCCUUUAUACGAUCAUCUCCGCCCCAGAAUCAUUCGCGAGACUCGCAUCCCAAAGUUGUGCGAACUCUGUACUUUCAUCCAAACUCGUUACAUGGUCGAUGAAGAAGAUGACGACAUGGAGUACCAAGAUGUAGCUAGUACAAAGAGAAGCCUGGAUUUCGCUGCUUUGGUCAAGCCUGCGCUGGAAGACGCUCAAAGCCGACUCGUCUUCCUCGCAUUGACUGUUCUCAGGGACGACAUUGAGAACUACAGACCGAAGCCUGAAGAUCUUGAUUACCCAUCAAAAGCACGGGGCCCUUCAACAAUGACUGCUGAUGGUAAAAGAGUGGCUCUGUCUGGCCGCAAAAACUCGACCAAUACUACCCAGGUCAAAUCACCUGGUGAAGAAGACGAUGGAGUUGACAUGUUCGAAACAUCUUGGCCCAACAAUGAGAAACAGGCCAUGGUUUGGUAUCCUACACUGCGUAAGGCAAUUUGGCUUUUGAGCCGUAUCUACCGAUUGGUCAACUCCACCGUAUUCGACGAUUUGGCGCACAACAUCGUUCACAGCACUACUGUGUCUCUAGCAUGGGCCGCAUCUCAGAUAUCAACAAAGUCAUCGCCUGCCGAUGCCAACCUGUUCCUGAUAGCUCAUUUGUUGCGACUCAAGCAACAGAUUGUAGCGUUCGACAUUGAGUUUAUUACCCCCGAAGUCACGUUUGACUUCUCGUCUGUUACCAACACAUUUUAUGAGCUUCGCGAGCGAGGAGGGCUGUGGAAUCCAGCUAGUUGGGUAAAGCUCGCUGCCGGAGGGUUGAUGCCACGAGUAGUGGAAAACAUGCUCGACGCCAAAGCAGAACUUGACGGACGACUACGAGCAGUGAUAAACGAUUUUGUUAACAGCUUUGUGAGCCCGAUCACAACAUCACUAACAUCCCCUAAGAAGGAUGCAGGAUCAGAAGCGAGUCAUGUCACAGCUGAAAUUCGAACCAUCGCGCAAAAGGAGGUAGUAUCGCUGCGACAGAAACUGGAUGAGUAUAUCCAGGAUAUAAGGACGAGAGAAACACUUGUGGCCGCAGUGAGGGACCAAGUUAUCCUAGCUUACGAGGAUUGGAUGGACAAGUUGAGUGAAGGCAAAGGCACAUCCAAAAUCGGCAAGGUCAGCAAGAAAGGAAAGGGUCGAGAAGAUGAGGUUUGGUCCACCGAGGUAUUUGCCGAGUGGUGCGAGCGAGUGUUCGCAGUGGGGGUCACGAGUGACGAAGACUCGACGGAAACGUGA